Molecule: messenger RNA, 165 nt
Organism: Plasmopara halstedii
Lineage: Eukaryota; Oomycota; Peronosporomycetes; Peronosporales; Peronosporaceae
Exons: 2
Coding region: 1-165 (54 amino acids)
Source: RefSeq, a predicted model, not a curated record
AUGCAUGAUCCAGAGGAAAUAAAUCUUAGCAAUGUUGAAAAGAAAAAGCGAAGCUCGGCCAAGCAGCUUCGUUGUUUUGAGGAUGUUGUAAUUAUGGAGAAGCGAAUUUCUCAAAGAGCCGUGAUGACAAAGCCUCGGGUUGUCGGUUGUGACGACCGGGUGUGA